Triticum aestivum (bread wheat) is the source of this 696-nucleotide messenger RNA. Its product is annotated as cytochrome b561 and DOMON domain-containing protein At5g48750-like. The transcript has a single exon. The record is from RefSeq and is a predicted model, not a curated record. Bases 115 to 696 code for a protein of 193 amino acids. NCBI's taxonomy places the organism in Eukaryota, Viridiplantae, Streptophyta, Magnoliopsida, Poales, Poaceae.
CCGUAUUAUAAAUAGCCUCCCUCACCUCCAGCCACACCAGACACCACUCGCACUUGCACCUCCAGCUCGGAGGAGACCCGAAACGAAGCAACGACGCGGCACGAGCAAGGCUCCAUGGCGCGGCUCCUCCUCGCACUCGUGGCCACCACCGUGCUGCUGCUGCUCGCCGCCGCCGGGGGCGCGCCGGCCCAGCAGCAGCAGGGCUGCGGGAACGCGACGUUCCCGGCGGGCCGGUCGUUCGCGCGGUGCAACACCCUGCCCGUGCUCGGGGCCAGCCUGUACUGGACGUACCACGCGGCCAACGGCACCGCCGAGCUCGCGUUCCGCGCGCAGUCCGACGCCACCGGCUGGGUCGCCUGGGGCAUCAACCCCGGCGGCGCCGGCAUGGCCGGCAGCAACGUCUUCGUCGCCUCGCCGGGAGGCGGCGGCGCCGUGUCCGUGCUCACCACCAUCCUGAAGACCACGUCCCCCGCCCUGGACAACACCACCCUCUCGUUCGCCGUGCCGGUGCCGCCCACCGCCGAGUACGCGGCCGGCGCGUACACGAUCUACGUCACCGUGGCGCUGCCGGGGAACUCCACGCAGCAGAACACGGUGUGGCAGGCCGGGCCGGUCAGCGCCGGGGCCAUAAUGGCGCACCGGAUGUCCGGCCCGAACCUGAAGAGCGUUAAGAGGCAGGACUUUCUGUCCGGCUAG